AUGGACACCAUGAUUUCCGGUCGGAUCUUCCUGAAUCGUCCCAAGGUGCUGGCCCCUGCACGCGCGUCGCCGUGCCUCGCCGUCUCCUCCGUCGCUCAGAGUGUGGGAGCCGAGCGCCGAGCGGGAACCGAGAAUGAAGAUCUAGAAAACACCAAGGUGACCUCUCUAGCAGCUUCUGCCUCUGAUCCAGAGCCCCAUUCCUCACCGUACAGGCCACAGACGGGGUCUCCAGGGAGUGAGGAUGCUACAGAAGACCUGCGGAAGACAGCUGGUGCCUUGGAGGCGCAGGCCUUGGUGGAACAGGAGGUGCUGCCUGCAGACCGGGCCCAUGUCCUCAACAAGAUGGCCAAGUACCAAGUUCCACAAAGGUCCGGGGACAUCGUUAUGAUCCAGUCUGAGCACACAGGAGCUAUAGACAUCCUUUCAGCUGACUUGGAGUCUACAGAUCUCUUGGGGGAUCACAGGAAAGUGUCCCCACCUCUGAUGGCUCCUCCGUGUAUCUGGACCUUUACCAAGAUAAAGGAAUUCAAAAGCAAGCUGGGCAAAGAGAAGAACAGCCGUCUGGUGGUGAAGCGGGGCGAGGUGGUGACCAUCCGGGUACCUACCCAUCCAGAGGGGAAGCGCGUUUGCUGGGAGUUUGCGACUGAUGACUAUGACAUUGGCUUUGGAGUUUAUUUUGACUGGACCCCUGUAACCAGCACUGACAUAACUGUGCAGGUCAGUGAUUCCAGUGAGGAUGAGGAUGAAGAUGAGGAAGAGGAGGAAGAGAUUGAAGACCCUGUCCCAGUUGGAGAUGUAGAGAGAGGCUCCAGGAGCUCCCUUCGAGGUCGCUAUGGGGAAGUCAUGCCAGUGUACCGGCGAGACAGCCACCGAGACGUGCAGGCUGGCAGCCACGACUACCCCGGCGAGGGCAUCUACCUGCUCAAGUUUGACAACUCCUACUCCCUGCUCCGCAACAAGACUCUCUACUUCCACGUCUACUACACCAGCUGAAGGCCCGCCGGGCCAGGGGGCAGGUGCGUGUCCACGGGCGGGAGCAGGCCGCCAGCUGGGGCCUCUCGUUUUGGUAAGGCUGGAGCUAAAAGUUGAGUGUGGGGCUCCUGACCCUCACGUCCUGCCUGGCAUGCCUGACUGUUGACCCCACGUAGCUUUUCCACCUUCUUGGCUUCUCCAGAUGGUGGUGUAGUGCUCCUGUCCUGUGGUCCCCGACUCCCACUCCUCUUGCUUCAGACUCCAGCAAAGUCCCUCCAUGAAGGAGCCCAUCAGGCAAAAGCCUAAAGGGUAGUUGGGUGUUAUCUUUUUAAAAAAGGUUUGUUCUGGUACAAGGUAUUAUUCCAGUUGCUGCUCCCUCCUCUCCCAGAGCCUGUAUUGCAGAUGUGUUUAGUGGCACCCACUCUUCACCUUUUGAAAGUGCUGGAAGAGGAAAAGCACAUUGUCCAUGAAGGAACCCAGUCUUUUGGAUGGAGAAAGCUCUGUCCAGCCUCUCACCACUGCCAUAUUCCCACCUGCUGGCUCUUCAUGGUCUGUGGCACAGGCCGGGAGCCCUCACUGCCUUGGGAGGGGUGCUCGUAGUCCGGAUCGUUCGACUCUGCCUCAUGCCCUCCUCUUGCCUGCCCCACGUCAGUGUCCUUGUCCUCCCAGCAGGAGCGUCCGCGCAGCCUAAGUGAGAUCUCCAUCUCGCAGUCUAAGAUCCACAGGGGAGAAACUGCCUCCGUCACCUCCUGCUUCAGGAGGUAGUGUCCCUGAGCGAGGGUGCUGACAGCUGAAGGGGAAAAGGCGGGAAUUAGGUACUAGAUUGAUCUCAGAAUCCACAUCUUUGAAAGUCAAGUGUUACUGAAUUACUAUUUUUUGUAUAAUCAAAGAAGGGGUAUAAUCUAAGAGACAAGCUUAAAAAACAAAAAACACUCCAGAUUCCCCGCCAGUCUUCUUUAUCUUGAGGGUAGGAAUGUUCUUUAGAAAUUUUGCUUCAGAACCAAUCCGAUUUUGAGUUUCUGAAUUUAGGUUUCUUGCAUUGAGGGCUUAAACCUUUUGGUGUUCAAAGUCUCUUAGAAAAGGUAGUAAUGAAGCUUCACUGUUGCUGAUUGAAAGUCUCUUAGAAAAGGUAGUAAUGAAGCUUCACUGUUGCUGAUUGGGUUGGUUCUUUCCCAAGCCAAAGCUUGCAUUUCCUGGGUCUUAGCCUUCCCCGCUCAGUUAGUCCUGAGGCCCGGGAGUGCCCCGGGAGGGGAGAGGGGCUGCAGUCAGCAGCCAGAGCGCGGCCGGGUGGCCGGGCCUGGGGCACAGGGGACCACUGUGGUUGUCUGUACCUCCUUGUUUCUUUUUCCUUGUGUCAAGUCUGUUACUGCCUUAGAAUUUUGAGGAAUAAUUCGAUUUAUUUAUUACUUUAUUUAUUUAUUUUUGGACACAUUUCAUUUUGCCUCUGAAACACUUUCCACCUGUUUCUUAGAAGGCUUCCGUCUGCUCUGAGCCAUUGAAGCCACCUCUUCUGUGGUUAGGUGAUGACUUUAGGAGAAGCUGGGAAGUGAUAAUUCCCUUCCUGCAAGUCAGUCCUGGGAUGCGUUGGGAGGACUCCACCCUUCUGGGGUGGAUGAGGCCACCCUCCCCCAGCGUUCCCUGUGAGGAGUUCUAGGCUGUGAGGGGCCCUGCCGGUUCAUCCAGGAUUGAGUGUGGAGGAAUUGACUUGACAGUCGGGGAUAUCUGAGGAUUCCGGGAUUUCAAAGUCCUUUGCCUACUCUGAGGAGUCCUCUUCCUCAUGACGUUUCCCUUGGCUCGUUCCUUCCUUGUGCAGGGGUCUGACACCAAGCCUGUCCUCCCUACGGGAGCAGGAACUCGACCAGGGCUCCUCACAGUAGCACCUCUGUCCCCAACAAAGGGCAACACAGCCUGUACCUUCUGUUCCUCUGGGAGCGGAGCCCCGGGAGGGUCGGAUGUUGUGGACUGAGUAGCGUCAUGUCACCGUUGUGUUGUAUUUCAGUGCAUUUUGUAGAAGACUGCACUGGCCAACGGGUAUCUGCCUCGUAAGAAAUUAGAGAUGAUUUCAGUGACUGUUUGGGGAGCGGAAAGCAAACUCGCUGUGCAUCAUCUAAUUAUGAGAUAAACUGAGCGAGCACUCUUUCAGCAUGAAGUUGAAUCCUGCCUUAGCUAAUUGAGUCGAAUCUCUAUAAAAUGAUUUUCUGUGGAGCCUAUGCCUCAGUCAGCUAAAGCCUUGCUUGUUUUUCCUGUUUAUUAUUAACUUCUGGAUUUCUCUUAAAAUGGAGCUGUCGGGCCCUAGCAAGCUUCCUGGGACAACACACACUCUUUGUUUAUUUUUGCCGUGAGUUUCUCUGUACUUAUUUUCUUUGGCAUCCUAGUCCUGGUGCAUCAGGGAAGCCCAAGGGACCUGUUCCCAUCACCUCUGUGUGCCUCUUUUUGUCUGGUCACUUUUGAAGUCCUGGACGUUGUUACAUUUCACCCUGCACAGGCAUUUUUUUGUUCCAUUAGCACAAAAUGGCUAAAAGAAGAUAUUUUCACUGUCUACUCAUUUACUCUUCUCCUAUUAGGUUUCUGCAAUCAUUGAAGUUUAGGGACCAAAUAUUAUUUGCAGAAGCACGUGUAAUUACUGAGAAUUUCAGAGCCCCGCGAAUCCUCAGAGGUCAUCUUUUCCCUAAUUUCUCCUUGUCCAAGUUCAUGGAACCAAACAAUGAAAUCAAAGUCCUUUGCUUCCCCCUGACCCUGUUCUCUGCAACACAAAUAAAUACUAACAGACAGAAGAGAGUGCUUUGUAGUGGGAGAGAGAUCAAAAUUCUCUACACAGAGUAGCUGACUUCAUAAAUUUCUUCAGUCUGUUUAGCUUUGCCACUCUGUUGAGAGAUGGGGCUUUCAGAAAGGAGAACAUGUUUAAAGUGUUAAUUUUUUCUAAUAUUUUAUGAUAAAGAAUUUUCAGCAUGCAGAGAACUUAAAAGUAGAGUGAGGGUUAAGUGUGAGGCUGCUCUGGAAAGAUUUUGUUCUAAUCUGCUGCUUUAUGACAGGUCGUCAGGACUCCAGAGUUAAAACUCAAUCCUCAGACAAUGUAUAGCUUUAUAAUGGGGUAGGUAACAACUUGAAAGAAGGCCAUUCAUGUAUUUUAAAAAUAUUUUUUAUCUGUUAUUUAGGAAAGGAAAUUUCAGACUUUUAAAAACUACAUAUUUCACCCUACUAUGUGCAUAAGAAACGAGUUAAAUCUGAGAGUUCUCUGUCUUGUGUUAAUCAGUGGGACUCAAUAUUACUGUAAAACUUACCAGUUAUAGAAAAUAUCUGAGUUUUGACAUUUUUGAUGAGCACUACCCAGUUCCUCUUUGAAACAGUUAGGCAAAAGCUCAAAUCCUAAAGUCAAUGUCUUUAGUUUUAAAGACCACUUUUCUGCAAAGAGGUGCCUUUUAACUCCAAAGUAUAUGAUUCUAAAGUAUAGAGUUGAGUGGCCCUAACAUUUACAUAAAGGACAAUUGUCUUAGUGGAGGGAGAAGGAGGGGCCUGAGUGAAAGAGUUUAGUGCAGUUUGGGGAUUGCCUUUUAAAACUGAUAGAAAGGCAGGGGGGCGGGAAGAGUAAAAUGAGGGGAAGAGAGAGAAGCUAUCACAUGUCUCCUGGAGUUUUGCUCCCAUCCCAACUUUGUUUAGUUCUUUAGUCUGUACUUCAUUAGUCGUACUUACUUUAUUCAACUGUUGUUGAAGCCAGAAGCCUUGCUGGUUCUCAUCGUGCUUGUUGGAGAAACUUCCAAACCCCCUUUGUUGUUUUUUCCAACAGGAUCGACUUUAGGAAUGUUUAUGAGUAGGUCUUCUCUACUAAGUGUAAUCCCCUGACCUGGGGCUGGAUUUCAUCUCUGUGUUCUCUGGGCCGUGGAGAAAGAUGGUGAGACUAGAAAGAGGCUGGGAGGAGGUGAAGCUGUGUCCCUCCAGCUCCCGUUGGUUUUGACUUGGCCAAGAAAGGGGUGAAAUCAGUUAAUUUUGACCAACAUUACAGAAGGGCCUCAAGCCACAGGCGUAUGUUUGCGAACCAGCUGUGCCCCUGCAGGCUGACCUCCGUGUGAGGUAUAGGAUCACGGUCUUCUCGAACCUGUGUGGGACGGUCACACACACAGCCGGAAAUGGAACAGUUUGUUCUCCUUUUAAUGAGCUUCCAUUUGGAAUUUCUCCUGGGCCUAAAAGGUCCACAUCAACCUCUUUAGCUAGUCUCUUUCCACCUGGCCCAAAAUGUAGAACUCCUGGAAACCUGAACUUGCUGGAAAAGGGAAGAGCGCCAUCUCAGUGCUCUCGGUGGUUGAAGAGAGUUGGACAAUGAGUUUCUGUCUGAAGGGAAGUAAUUUCAUUUCUUUUGUUGUGGGGGGUAGCACAUUAGGGGAUUCAUGCUCUUUAGAGAGCAAGUCGUUUUAAUUGUGUUUGUGCUCAGGACGCCAUGAUGCAUGAUUGUCUGGGAAGUGAGUAGGGAAUGGGUCUCUAGAAGCAAUCACAAGCUAGGUGCCCUCCAGUAACCCAGUGUGUGGUGAGCAUCUUUAUGGCCAGAGUCCCAGUCUUCAUGCAUGGAGUCCAUCCCUAGGCCCUCAUUUCCACACACCUGAGAGGUAAAGAGAGUCCAGGCUCCCUCCAAUUCUCUAUGAGUCUUAAUUAUUUACAAUAACACUUAGCUUUACUAAGUGUUGUGUGGCCAGAUUUCAUUGCUCUGGCCUAAACCAGAAAGGCCGCACAAAGCCCCAGCUGUUUGAGUCUCUUGACAUUAAGCUAAGAAAACCCAACUGCCGAAGGCCUUGAUGGAGUUCAUUUAUCAAGAGUUAUUCCCUCACAAACAAAGUCCAUGUAUGAUGCUGGCUUUGAAAUUAUUUGUGGUCCUGGUCACUGGUUUGAACUCAUGAUCUAAUUACCAUUAUAUGUACUUUGAUUUCUCCUAGGCCCCAGGCAUGUGGACCAGAAUUAAUGUCAUGGCUCUUCCUUACUCUAAGACGUGAGGAGAAAGUGCCCCAGAAAUCUAGAUAUACAGGCUUCUUUAUUAAAUUCCACAGUUUUCUUUCACUUAAAGUGCUUAUCUAAGGGUAAAAUAAUAUACGUGAAAUGACUUCCAGGGGACAAAGUGCAUUUUCUGUAAGUUCUGAUAUAGGGUCGUGAACAAAUCUGAAGUUUAGGUUUGGAGUAUUCUAGCAUCUAGGGUUCCAGAAGAGCUCUUAGCAAACAGUUUAAAGAGUUCUCUUCCUGAACUCACUUCUUCACUCAGGUUUGAAAUAUUUCUGUCUAAAAUGUUCCUUGUUAGUGUUAUUGUUGACUUUUAGGUUCAGGCUGACAAUUGUCUGGAAAACAUUAUCUUAAUUCCUUCUCUCAUGUCCUAAGUAGUACAUUGUACUAAGAAAUUACAUAUUAAAAACUCUACUAAGCUCCAUUUCUGAGAUUAUUGUCCCAUAAAUGGAGUUGUUUUCAUUUAAUCAAGUUGAAUUAUGUCCAUUUAGCCAUGUUCAAGAGCAAGUAAAAUCUAGAGAAAGCAAUCCUGUAACCCAUGGAUUCUGGUGUACCCAUUUGGCCUUAAUAAUGGGAAACGCUUUGAAAUUCCCAGGCGAAAGUUGCUUUGUAAUCAGAGUGAUGGAAGAUGAGGAAGCCCGGCCCUGGGUAACGAUAACUGGGAUAGCAGGAGGUGCUUGCAGACUUCCUAAACUACUUUGUGCCGUUUAACUUCUCUUUCUGAGAGGCCUGCUUUGGUGCUGUGCACUGAGGUCUGUCAGUUGAACAACGACGCUUUCUUGGCAGAUUGGCCACCACAAAGGCAUCCUUUCCUUAUUCUCCGUCAUGCUCUGACGCUGAUGUUACCAAAAAGGGGUCUGAAAGGGAAACACAAUUUUUUCUUUAAAGUACAAAAGUAGCCCAGCCAGUCAUUUAUUGCAGUCAUCUUGUUUUAUGGGUCCUGUAUCAUGAGAAAUGCUGUCAACAGUUCCUAUGAUUUCUGAGAGCUCUGUACCAAAUUGUUACUCAAUUGUUAUGUCCUGCUGAGUGGGUUUUCCUUUAAAAUACCUUCUCUUACACCCUGUGGCACUGAAUGUGUUGCUGAUACACAGAUGAUCCUGAGCUGUGGUUCUUUAUAAAGCUCAGUUCUUGUGUUUUUAUAUUCUGUAACUGUUUUGUGAUGCUUUUGUGCAUUCUUUGUCUUCUCUUCCAAGUUUUGAAAUCUGUCCUAAAUAAACUUUUUCACUAUGCACCUGAAA
Molecule: messenger RNA, 7190 nt
Organism: Suricata suricatta (meerkat)
Lineage: Eukaryota; Metazoa; Chordata; Mammalia; Carnivora; Herpestidae
Gene: TMED8
Product: transmembrane p24 trafficking protein family member 8
Exons: 7
Coding region: 1-993 (330 amino acids)
Source: RefSeq, a predicted model, not a curated record